Molecule: messenger RNA, 846 nt
Organism: Cyphellophora europaea CBS 101466
Lineage: Eukaryota; Fungi; Ascomycota; Eurotiomycetes; Chaetothyriales; Cyphellophoraceae
Exons: 1
Coding region: 1-846 (281 amino acids)
Source: RefSeq, a predicted model, not a curated record
AUGUACGCCUCCCUCCUCCUCCCCUGGUCCCGCACUGCCCCCUCAGCAGCCGAGACGCAGUACCGCGCCGCCGCCGCCUACCACGUGCGCACAAAGGGCACCAUCUUCUUACUGCCGCCGCCGGAAUCCGCACUGCGAGCGGCAUUCCACGCGCCGCCACGGCCGCGCACCCGCAUGAGCGCCGGCGCCGUCGCGCUCACGAAGCACUUUGAGCGGAAUCCGGCGCCGGAGGCGCAUCCACGGGGGGUGCGAGGAGGAGGGGAGGGAAUGGAGGGUGGUGAAGAGGGGGCUGGGGAUGAGGUUGAGGCUGAUGAGGGUGGAGCAGGCAAGAAGGAUGCGUACAGGAAGAGGAAGAGGCGGGAAGGAGAGGUACAUCCGUACUGGGCGGUGCCGAGGGGGAGCAAUGAGGAGAAGACGCGGGUAGCGGGGGAGAUGCUGGAGAGGGUGUUGAGGGAGGCGCGAUGGAGGAAUGUGAUGCUGUUGCAUGAGGGGGUGGCGGUGUAUGAGGUAAGGGUGGGGAGGGGGUGGGGGAUGAGGUGGACGUUGAGUUUGGGAAGGGGGUCGGAGUCGGAGUGUGGAAGGGGGAUUGGGGGUGGGGCUGUGCUGGAUCGUGAGGGGGAGAUGGCGAAGGAGGCUGAGGUAGACGGCACGAGGGAUGGUGAUGACGCGGACAUGGAAGGGUGGAAGAUCGAGAAGGUCACGUUCAGAGGCUUCCUGGAACCGAUCGCAGGUUUAGAUCACGAGCUUGAUCUCGCUAAAGAGGAAAUGAACGACGUCGAAGUCAGAGAAGGAAAAGAAAAGGAGGAGCCAACUUCACUGGCCGAGCUUCCCAAAGCCCGCACCUGA